AUGCCUCCGCGUCGCCGCUCCGCCUCCGGCUACUUCGGCGUCCGGGCGCGGCCAAGAGGCCGCUUUGACGUGGAAAUCCGCUCCGGCGACGAGCGGAUCCGCCUCGGGACAUUCGACACGGCGCACGAGGCGGCGCGGGCGUACGACGCCGUCGCCUGGCGCCUCGGCCGCUCCCAACGGACGAUGAACUUCCACGACGUCCGGACGCGGGAGCGGCGGAGGCGCUCGCGCCGCCAUCGCCAGCCAUCACGCGCGAGCAGCAGCGCCGCCGACGGGAGCUCGAGCAGCGGCUUCUCAUCGCCGAGCGCGACGAACGCCUCCGCCUCGAAUUCUUCGUGGUGGCAAGCGGAGCCAACUGCACCUGGAAAGACCUGGCCGGAAACAGGUCAGAUUAUUCAUAAUUUGAAGCAAAACAGCUACGAUUGA
Messenger RNA from Lolium perenne, 426 nucleotides. NCBI's taxonomy places the organism in Eukaryota, Viridiplantae, Streptophyta, Magnoliopsida, Poales, Poaceae. The record is from RefSeq and is a predicted model, not a curated record.